Messenger RNA from Lates calcarifer (barramundi perch), 2373 nucleotides. It is a transcript of the gene fyrd1, whose product is annotated as transforming growth factor beta regulator 1. Gene Ontology annotation, biological process: regulation of DNA-templated transcription; regulation of cell cycle. Gene Ontology annotation, cellular component: nucleus. Lineage: Eukaryota; Metazoa; Chordata; Actinopteri; Centropomidae. The record is from RefSeq and is a predicted model, not a curated record. The transcript has 15 exons.
AUGGAGUCACUCAACACGUUUGAAUCUGAGAUGGAGGCUGAUGGACAGGGGAACUACUCUCUGUUUCCUGCUCUGGACAGCAUUGCAAGUCUGUCUGGAACUGCAGAAACCCUGGAGAGUAAUCCCCCUGGUGAAAUUGCAGAGAAGCCAAACCUCACCUGGCUUGAUGCAGCACAGAUUGUUUUGGAGGAAGCAGGACGUCCCAUGCACAUAAAGGAGAUUAAACAGAGAAUCAUUGACAGGGGACUCGUUCAAUCCAAUGCAAAAUCAAGCCUGGAGGCUGUCAUGUACCGUGAGACACAAAAAGGAAGCAGGAGAUUCAAGAGGAUUGAGAACAGAAAUGGAGUCUUUGCACUGCUGACUGAUGAGGAGCGGCAGCAGGCCCUGCAGGCUUUCACUGCCCAGUCUUUCCUCAGCUCUCCACAGCAGAAUACCAUCGGCAGUUCUGGCUCAGGUGCCUCGGCGCCUGCAUUCCCUUCCCCCACCAGUUCCUCUGAGCAUAAGGCCAAGAUGAAACGAGGUUCGCGAAAAAACCAGAAUGAGAAGUACCGGCUCAAGUACCUCAGGUUGCGCAAAGCAGCUCGUGCCAUGAUAUUUGAGAAUGCAGCUCUCUGUGAUGAAGUUGCCCACUUAGAGGAGAAGUUUCUGAGAGCAAAGGAGGAGCGAAGGUUUUUACUAAAGUCACUGUUGCAGUACCAGUCCUUAUCAGAGGGGGAGAUACUGCCCACACCCAGCUCCAGCUCUCAUCCACCUGUGCCGCCCGUGGCAUUAACGCCAGGUCCUGCGGGGGCUUCGGGUCUGUCUGCGGGGCAUAACCUGACGUCAGUGGUGUCCACAGGAGAAGAGGCUGCUCUUAAAAAACCCAAGAAGGAAAGAAAAGAGCGAGGAAGGGAGAAUGGAAAGGAAGAAUGUGAGUGAUACAGUCAACCAAAGAAGAUGACUAAGAAGAGAAAGCUAGCAGACGGGUCUCGGAAGCUGGUGCAGCCCAUCCCUCUGGACUCAUCUGGUCGUCCUGUCUUUCCCAUCGUGCUGGGAGGUUUAACAGUCUACAGCCUGGGAGAGAUCAUCACAGACAGAAUGUUGUUCCACGAUGAGUGUGCCAUCUACCCAGUGGGCUUCUGCAGCACACGAGUCUUUGCCAGCAUGAAAAACCCCGACCAGCAGUGCCUCUACACCUGCCAAAUCAAGGACGGGGGAACAGGUCCACAGUUUGAGAUCGUGCCUGAAGAAGAUCCUCAGAAUGCCAUUGUGGCCUCCUCUGCCCUGACAUGCCACUCCAACCUACUGAAGGCCAUCGCAUCUGUCAGUUCCAAGUCUUUUGCGCCCAUCGUGCCAUCAGGAGCAGACUUCUUUGGCUUCUCUCACCCCACCAUCCAGAAUCUCAUCCAGAGUUGUCCUGGAGCACGUAAAUGUACCAACUACAGAUGGAUUCGUUUUGAGGUUUGUCGGCCCGGUGACGGCCAGGUUCCUCACAGCCUAUCAGAGGAUGAUGCCUCUGUCAACUUUGAGGCCUACCAGAGACAUCAGGGCUUUGAUGAUAACAUCAAGACAGAGCACAUCGCAGGACAGACACCACAGUCUCCCAGUUCCUCUCAUCAGCACCACCUGACCUCCCCCACCAUGAAGCCCUCUACCUCAUAUUUCAGCUCCUGAUUUUGAUAGCUCUGCUGAAAUCAAAGUCUCAUCUGAUUGUAAUCCAUGGGAAAUUUCUGUCUUAUUAACAAGACUUACAAGUGUUUUAUUUCAAAAAUACCUUCCUGGUUAAAUUAUUCUUGAAAUAGUGGCACAAUAACUCAAAUUUAUGCUAUUUAUUAUAUUCAUAUUAUAGCUAGCCCCAGACAGCAUAACUCAAUGUGUGCUAAUGUGGUUAUUGAUAAUAUACAGGAUGUGGCUGAUGAUUUAGCUUUGUGCUAAACAUGCCAAGAGCAACAUAAACCCAACGCCUCUGUAGUGGGAAUUCUAUUCUUUACUGUAUGUAUAUAAACAUAUGUACUGGAUUUUAAAAGUUGUAGUCCUAUUUGACAUCAUGUUCAAAUACAUAUGACCUUUUUUUCUUCAAAUUUGGGAUUGCACAUCGCUUUCCUAUGUACAAGUUUUGUUACAUGGUAUUAAACUGUUGGUACCCUAUUUAGGUUUUCCAGUUGAAAUAAGUGUAUAGCAUGUUUAGAUUAAUCAAUAAUUUAAUUUCAUUCAGUUUCUUUUUUACCGCUGCAAAAGCUUUGGCAUUGAAUGUAACACAUCCACAUUAACUUAGUUAUUGAUUUGUCAUUUAUUUGUGCAAAUGAUGUAGGUCAAAAGGACUGAUCUGUGUUGUAAACUUCAAAAUCAUUUUUGUUAGAAAAAUAAAAAAACACACUUGUUUCUCUACAUUCA